Anopheles coustani is the source of this 3020-nucleotide messenger RNA. RefSeq names its product protein HIRA homolog (gene Hira). Gene Ontology annotation, cellular component: HIR complex; nucleus. Gene Ontology annotation, molecular function: nucleosome binding; protein binding. The record is from RefSeq and is a predicted model, not a curated record. NCBI's taxonomy places the organism in Eukaryota, Metazoa, Arthropoda, Insecta, Diptera, Culicidae. Gene Ontology annotation, biological process: regulation of DNA-templated transcription; DNA-templated transcription; chromatin remodeling. The transcript is spliced from 5 exons. The coding region runs from base 176 to 2977 and encodes 933 amino acids.
ACACUGAAAAGCCUUUAAUUGUUUCGUACAGAAGAGGUGUUAACUUUAGUGUUAAAUUAAUUAUAAAUAGUGUCCAAGGGAAGACAAAUCGUGCGAGUUAGUUUUAAACCCGUUCACAAUUUAGACAACAGUUUAGAAUGCUAGUGUAAUAAGUGUGGUAACAAAACCUAACAACAUGAAGAUUUUCCAACCAAGCUGGGUGCAUCAUGAUGAGAAAUCUAUUUUCGCCAUCGAUAUCCACCCGAGCGGCGAAAGGUUUGCCACCGGCGGGCAAGGAUGCGACUCCGGACGAGUGGUCAUUUGGAACAUGGCCCCGGUGCUAAGCGAAGAGGCGGAGGCCAACAAAAGCAUCCCUCGCAUCCUGUGCCAAAUGGACAAUCAUUUGGCGUGUGUGAACUGUGUUCGUUGGUCCGGGAACGGCAUCAUGUUGGCAUCGGGAGGUGACGACAAGCUGGUAAUGAUCUGGAAGAAAACCGUCGGAGGCAGCGGCGGAAUCGGGGCAUUUGGAGGAAGCGGAAAAUCGGUCGAACACUGGCGUUGCAUAUCCACUUUGCGUGGCCAUGCUGGAGAUGUGUUGGAUUUAGCGUGGUCCCCUCAGGACCGGUGGAUCGCCAGCUGUAGCGUCGACAAUACGAUAAUCAUUUGGGAUGCGCAGCACUUCCCGAAGAUUGUUCACGUACUGAAAGGACACACCGGUUUAGUGAAGGGUGUCACGUGGGAUCCCGUGGGCAAGUUUAUUGCAUCCCAGAGCGACGAUCGCUCGCUUCGCGUUUGGAAGACUACCGAUUGGAGCUGUUUCAAGACGAUAACCGAACCGUUCGAAGAGUGUGGAGGUACCACGCACAUUCUACGCUUAUCAUGGUCCCCAGAUGGACAGUACCUCGUUUCGGCGCACGCCAUGAACGGUGGUGGUCCAACGGCACAAAUUAUCGAACGUGAUGGUUGGAAGUGUGAUAAAGACUUUGUCGGUCACCGAAAGGCAGUCACGUGUGUGCGGUUCCACAACUCCAUACUAAAACGAUUGGCACCGAAAACGAAAAAAUUGCAGCAGUACUGUUGCCUUGCGGUCGGGGCAAGAGAUCGUAGCCUUUCGAUUUGGCUAACGGCGUUGCAGAGACCGCUGGUCGUAAUACACGAUCUUUUCCAGGAUUCGAUUCUAGAUCUUUCGUGGAGCUGCGAUGGAUAUACACUGCUUGCGUGUAGCGGGGAUGGCAAAAUUGCCUGCCUACAGUUUACUGCUCAAGAAUUAGGUACUCCACUUUCGGAGGAGGACAAAAACAUCCUUUACCAGCGCAUGUACGGUAAAAAUGCCAACUUUGAUUUAACCGUGCAGGCCGAAAAGGAGAUGAUAGUGGAAAAUUCCGAUUUUCUCAACGUUUCGAAAAGCAAUCCCGUGCCACCGACAUUAAUCCCACAGCAACAACAACAGCAGCAGCAGCCGGGAAUACAAAAGGACAACACAAAUCACGUCUACACUGCCAACAAAACCGUUCAGUCCUCAUCUAGUCUAGGCCAAGCUCCCACUCCGAUUCUAAAACAAAUCGAAACAAAAACUGCUGAUGGUAAACGGAGAAUCACGCCAAUGUUUAUCCCGCUAAACGACGACAAUGGGCCUGUUGUUAAUUCUGCCAAUGUUUCCACACCCAUCGAGUUCGGCAGCAAGUCGACGGAAGGGAUGUCCAGUGUCGAGAUGACUAAAAUCGCUAGCGAGGUGCACGAAACUUCCGCGUCGUUGGAUAAUGCUAUGGAUGUCACUGAGAAUACGUCCAAGCUUGACAACCGCUUAAAGAAGUUAGCUACCAUCCCUCCUCAAAAAGCGGAAGCGAUGCCUUCGACGGAACAGGUCGCAGCAUCAUCUACACUGAACCCGCCGACACCGAAUCAAAGGCUGGUGGAACGAACACGCCAGCCCACAUACCCCACCGGAAAGGCUACCGUCAUUCAGGGCAACUUUUUCAAAGCAUUCGGGGAAGUUAGGGUGCAGGUGCAGAACAACAGUGUGAAAACUUCAUACGGAAACCUUUGCCGUGUACUUGGCAUGAGCGUCAACGCGCAGCGGAUAGAAAAGAAAAUCUGGGAAACUGUCAUCGGUUCUCCGGUGGUUUGCUUUGCUGUCGGCGCAAAGUAUGCUAUCGUUUGCAGCCAGGAUCACACCAUACGGGUGCUGGACAUCAAAACGGGUACUCCCAUUUUUCCGGUGGUCAGUCUAACCAGUCCGGCCGUUCAGUGUGCCUUUAGUUCCAACUCCCAACUGGUAGCUGUGGUCACCGAAAGUGGCAUUGUUCGAAUAUGGAAUGUUUCUGAAAAAUCUGUUUUACUAUCGACGAACUGUUCAGAAAUCAUGAGCGGAAGUUACGUUACCAUCUUGCAUGUAUCCGAUCAGGGAAUGCCCUUUAUAGUGCUUUCGAAUGGUUCCUCUUACUGUUACUGCCGGAAGCUGGAUAGCUGGAUGUUGCUCAAUUCUUCCGAUCCAAUCAUACGGCAUGGUUUGAUUGGGAACAAAGCAAAUGCUCCGGUACGAAACAUCAAAGUUUACCCGCUAUCCACAAUUCAAUCCUAUGGAAACUUCUCCGGGCCAAAAACAAACAGUUUUGCAGAGUUACACUCAGCUGCAUGGCAAACUCCUGCAUCAAUUGCGUUCAUCGAAAACCAAAUCAAGAUCUGCGAAAUGAUCAGCUCCCCGACGGAGCUCAAAUACUGGUACUCAAUGUUGGGUUUCCAAUUAGCACUGAACGGAAGCGAAGAAAAGAUCCGCCAGGUGUUGGACGAGCUGCUCGGUGCUUCGCACAGCAUCGAUAAUCGAAUGGGCGAAGAUGAUAAUCCGUCCGUGCUCGGUAUCUCCAAGCAUGUGCUCAUGGAGGACGUACUGAACCAUCUCAAGUCACAGACCAAGUGGCAGCGCAUCUACACGGAGUAUUUGGACCAGCUGAAGUUCUUGAAAGAUCGCGACGGCCGAGAUAAACCCUUGAUGGAAUAGAGAACAAUAAAGCCAACGACGUUAGCUAGUCGUAGAGUCGGUU